UUACAGGAUGAAGUGAGUGAGGAGGAGAUCGACAAUAACUACAAAUAUAACUUGUGUAUUUUUCCGUUGGAAAUUUUACAAAAUCGCAAAAGUUUUGCUGACGAAGAUAGCCAUAAAGGGUGGACUCAUGUUUUUGUUCAAUGUUAUUUAAGUUUGCGACCUAGUUGGAUGGAGUCUUUCUCUAGAAGUCGUCAAUUAUUUCAAUUCCCGUAUCAACAUGCACUUGUUAAAUGUUCAGUGGUAGAUGAUGAUGAGAUUAUCUAUGAAGCUUUUGGAUCUCAUGCAGAUUAUAAGCGCGCUUGUGACAUCGCUUGUUUUCGCUUAGGCGAGUUAUUAUCAAAGAAUGUUUCUUCUUUUAUGAUGCCACCAUAUCUCAUUGGAUUCCCGAACAUUCGUGGGCAUUGUUUUCUUAUAGCGGCUGUAUUACCUAUUUUUUACUCUUAUCCGAUCAUGUCAAAACUCUUCAAAAUAAAUUGUCAAGAUGUCCUGGAAGUAAAUUUAGGUCUAGGAGUCAAGCGACCCAGUAAACGCCCUAGGAUCGAGACACCUCGCAUGUGGAGUCAAUCAUUGUAUAGGUGUUUUAAAGAUUUCCACAAGAUUUCAAGAAAAGGUUUUUACGAGAUGAUUAAUUCAGGUUAUAUUGAAAAGAAAGUUAUUCCCGAAUCCAAGGAUGAUCCUGAGCUGCCUGAUGCACCUGUAAAUCCCCGUGAUGACAUAGUGCUGGAUACUCUUCUAAUUCGUGGUAUAUGUAAUAUGUUAGGAAAUUAUUGUGAUAAAGAUUAUUUAAAGCCAGGAGGAGAUGAAUGCCAGGCAUAUGGAUUCAUUAUGAGCAAACUUUGUUCUAGUAAUCCUGAACUAUACGGAGAUCUUUUUUUCCGUUUCAAGACCACAUCCGCAUGUGGUAAUUGUUGUAACGGCCCAUAUUCAUACGAGUUCGCACUUCCUUAUAUUUCAGUACCAGUGAAUAUUCAAUUCCAAAAUAUUUUGAAAAAUCCAGUAUUAUUGGCUAACGCUCAAAAAUUGUCUCAUGUACAUUAUGAUCCUUUAUAUUGUCCCGGAAAACUACGAGAUAUUGAUACCUGCAAAUUCCUAGAACAUCCUGAAGUUCUCUGUAUGAGAUAUGAAUUCGGAAAAUCGACCGAGGAGAUAAAUGUCCCCAAUAAUUUGUGGCUCACGGUCAAUAAUGUGAGUGAAAAGUACAAACGCUUGUGCAGUUCCGUUGUAAUAAAAUGUUAUAGAAAUGAGGAAGGUGAGGAUUAUCCAUCAUUUUAUCGUAAACCUAAUCCUACAGAUGUAUUUACUUCCUGGCAUACUUAUCUUCAUGUUAAAACCAUUCGUGGAUGGUACGAAGUGAAUAAUGGAAUAAUAUAUCCCGUGGAUACUCGAUUAUUCAAAAAGGCUACGCCUGGAUCUCUUCAUUUUUAUCAAAUAGAUAGACCUGAAUUUGUACUUCCUGAUUUAUGCAGGGAAUCUAUUGAAUUUUUUCCUGAUCGUUAG
Molecule: messenger RNA, 1497 nt
Organism: Tetranychus urticae (two-spotted spider mite)
Lineage: Eukaryota; Metazoa; Arthropoda; Arachnida; Trombidiformes; Tetranychidae
Source: RefSeq, a predicted model, not a curated record